Molecule: messenger RNA, 2781 nt
Organism: Aspergillus lentulus
Lineage: Eukaryota; Fungi; Ascomycota; Eurotiomycetes; Eurotiales; Aspergillaceae
Source: RefSeq, a predicted model, not a curated record
AUGUCUUCAGAGGACAGCAGAAUAGAGCCACUCCCCCCGGAAGUUGUGGCGAAGAUUAAAUCUUCAACUUCCAUAACCGAUCUAAACAGAGUGGUUGUGGAACUCGUCAAGAAUGCCCUGGAUGCAAAUGCACAUACGGUCUCCGUAACGGUUGAUUUUCACCGCGGGGGAUGUGUUGUUGAGGACGACGGUGAUGGGAUACCCCCGGCCGAAUUCGAGACGGACGGGGGACUAGGGAAAGCACAUCAUACCUCGAAAUUAAAUUCAGCAAGAGCUGUCUACGGUCGUAGAGGGCUAUUCCUCGCUUCUCUGGCUUCUCUGUCACUGUUGACGGUGACCUCACAUCAUUUCCACCACGACAGCACCAACAGUGUCAUUUUCCAUCAUUCGACUCCGAUCGCACGCUUGAUUCCAGCACCAUCAUCGUAUCAGUUGAGUUCCAGCGGUCGUGGGACGCGCGUCACUGUCAAUGACUUGUUUGGCAAUAUGCCCGUACGCGUGAAAAGUCGGGCCCUGGCCCUUCAGAAACCCGAUGAAUUCGAGCGGCAGUGGGAUAAUCUCCGGCGACUACUCGUUUCUUUGAUGUUGGCAAAUGACCACAUCAGUAAACUGGUGGUCUCUACCGCUGGGAAAGAGAGGAAGCUCAUGAUUCGCUCGCACGCUGGAGGUCAAGAAGUAAGGGGAGACUUGGAUAUCAAACGCAUCGCUUCUAUACUUACUCAGGCUGGUCUGAUUGAAUUGCAAAACUCUGGUAGCUGGAACUCAGUGUCAGCAUGCGUCCAUGGGAUUUCGAUGCGCGCCGCUGUAUCCCUUGUGCCGUGCCCCACGAGGAAGGUUCAGUUUAUCUCCAUUGGGAUUGAUCCCGUCUACCCGCGCAACAGCACGGACCUGCUCUAUAGUGAAAUCAACCGCUUGUUUGCUUUGUCCGAUUUUGGUGCGGUUGAAGCGGCCCCUGUAAGCAGCGACGGAAACCCAGGUCCUAGGUUUACAGGCAAGGCAGUGAACAAAUGGCCGAUGUUCUACAUUCGCAUAGACGUCGAUGAUCCUAGAGAACUCUAUGAGGAAGACCAUGAGGUGGUACCGGAGUCAAACCAGUCCGUCCAGCGUCUUAUUGAUGUGCUUGCGGCCGCGAUAAGCGAGUUCUUGAAACAACAUGGCCUACGACCGCGUGCAGGGCGGCAAACGAAAGGUGCGUCUAGGUUCGCGAGCGUUGAGUCGCCAGGGGCCGGCAGAUCCAACCUUGCGAAAUCGGUAUCUUCACACGACAGAUCUUCCAUUGCUGAAGAAGCCUUGGCAGGCCAGUUGAAGCUGCCGACCUUUCGAAGGCCGUCGUCAACGAACACUACUUCAGAUUUUGCGACUUGGUCUAGGGUCAAAUGUGCGAGAGAGCCGCCUGCUGGUAAGCAUGAAUUGGCCGAUGGGUGGAAGAAAACAGAUUCAAGGCCUGCUUCGGAGUACCAUGAUAGAGGAUCGUUGUCAAUUUGUCUAGAGACAGAUAAUUCAUCGGCCGGUAACUAUCUGGAGAUUACUGGAAACGAUGGGUCGGAUGUUGAUGCGUCGAUACCGUGGACUGACCCCCAUACCGGACGUACUCAUUUGAUCAAUGCAAGAACGGGCCAAGCAAUCAACGUUAGAUCACCAUCUACUGAAUUUAAUGUCGACGAACGCCCCCUGUCUGCCGGAACAAUUCAGACACUGCGAGCGGUCGAUAGGUCAAGGCCAAGCUCGGCAAUCUCGAGCACAAGUCAUAAUAUCUGGGUUGAGAACCUCCUGAGACGAUGGGAAAACCCUGCUUUCAGUCGACCGGAAAGACCAAUAACCGCGAUUGGCGACGGUGAAAGGCACGGAAAUACGAGUGAUAAGGGCCUCAUUCAGCCUUUGGACGGCUCGGCAGAGUCUUGCGGAUUGGAAGAUUUUGGAUUGGCGAAAUUCCGAGGCCGAUUAAGCAAGAGUCACCUGGCGACGGCCAACAUCAUUGCACAGGUGGAUCGAAAGUUUAUCCUCGCAAAGCUUGCUGAUGGCCAUAGCUCACAGUCGGUCCUGGUCUUAAUCGAUCAACAUGCUGCGGACGAACGAUGUCGAAUUGAGAGCCUUUUUGGAGAAAUGUUCGCUAACGGUUAUCGUCAAGUUCAAACCAUCAGGAUUGAUCCUAUUACUUUUGAUAUCCCGCUAAUGGAAGCCACUCUUUUUGGAAAGCAUGCCGACUUUUUUGCAUCUUGGGGUGUUGGGUACACUGUUAAGCGGAAAUCAUCAGCUAGAGCUGCCCUCGUUGUAGUGCAUUCACUUCCAACACUGAUUGCUGAGCGGUGUCGAUUAGAACCCGACCUGGUCAGCGGCUUGAUCCGCGGCGAGAUAUGGAAACAUGAAGAGAACGGACGGGGAGCUUUGGCUCUCAGUGAUCAACGAACCCAGAGAUCCAAGAUACAUCGGGACGAGUUGGGGGUUGAGACUGAGGACAACUGGGUGGAACGAUUGAAGAGUUGCCCUCAGGGGAUAAUUGACUUACUGAACUCUCGGGCAUGCAGAACAGCUAUCAUGUUCAAUGAUAUGCUGACGGCCGAGGAGUGCAAAAGUCUUAUAGGUCGACUGGCGCGAUGCGUGCUGCCUUUUCAGUGCGCUCAUGGACGGCCAUCUAUGGUCCCGAUUCUUGAUGUGAGGGAAGGUGAGGAAUUGUUAGGACAGAGUGCCGAAUGCGAGUAUGAAUAUGAAAGGGAAGAUGGUCGACGACAGCCGAAUUUCCCUGAGGCUUUUCGAUCGUGGCAGGCUCUUGGUGAGCACUGA